CGAGUAUCGCGUUAUGCACCAUCGGAAUCAAGAACUGUGCCACGACGUUCGGCAAAAAUGUUCCCAACCUUUGGCAAACGAAUGCAGCGCAGAACGCAUCAUGCAACACAACGCAAUGAAUUUCCAUCAGAGACGGUUGGAAGCAGAAAGUGGAGAGUCAUCAGCGGGAUCAGCUGUACUAUCUCAGCAGGGUACGAAUCCGACAACAUCUUUAUCACAGGAAAAACCGACAACAUCACAGGGAAGUGAUGCGGCUGCAAGCAGUUUUGUGGAAGGGAGUGCUGGUCCUGUUUCUACAGCAUCGAGCGCUUCAUCUGCUGGUGCUACUUCAGCCACUUCAACGGGAGCUUCUGCUCCGGCAUCUUCAACGGGAGCUUCUUCAGCCACUUCAACGGGAACUUCUUCAGCCACUUCAACAGGCGCUUCGCCCGCCACAGGAGUCGAAGCCGCUAGUGCGACCAGUGAUAGUAUGGGGGCAACUGGCAGCGUUAGUGGUGUGGAGGUGAAGAACAAAUUAGUGGCUGAUCAAGCACAAGCAUCGAGUCCUGCUUCAGCUUUAUGGCAGAUCAGGAGGGCUUAGUUUUUCAAUAUAAGUACAUAGUUUUCAUCAUGAACAAAAUCAAAAUGAAAUUGAGAACUUCUUAGAAAUAAGAAGGGAUUCCUUUAUCGGCUCCACCCAGGAUUUCUCCAGAAGUUAGUAACAGACUACCUCUUCUCCAACGCGUAUUCUCCAAUGCGUUCUUAGCCAUCUCCUGCUCUUCUCAAAAUUUCCAUCCCCUGCUCUUCUAACACGGUCCUCUCCGUCCACUGCUGCUAGCGUACUAGGACAGUCGCGUCUUUCAGCAAAUACAACUCGCGAAGACGAAGGUCAGCCAUACAAGUGGGUAGCUUGGCCGUUGCAGCGUGAGUGCCUGCGGAAACUCCCAAAGUUAUGUUUAUACCGUAUGACGCGGUGACGCGGUGAAACGUCGUAACAGAGUGUGUUAGCAACAAGUGGUCCAAGAGAGGCUUGCUUUUUGGCGGUUGUUUUAAAACAAUCAAUCAAUUUAGACGUGCUUCUUCUCGUUCCAACAUUUUCUAAGUAACUCAAAAGUUGGUGAUGAAUGCCGCGCUGCGCUCUUUCACGCCGAUAUGCGCACUGCCUCUAGUGGUUUUUUCAGAAACAACUUGAGGUCGCUCAGCCAUGACAAAGAUAGCAUCGAUGAUCACGACGGUGAAGACGACAUCAAAGAACUAUACGAAGACUAUAAUGAUUUUGAUUAUGAAGACGAAAACUACAACAAUGGUGAUGAAAACGACAUCAACAAAAACUACAACAAGGGUGAAAACAACAUCGACGAAAACAACAACAAUGCUGAUAAAGACGACAUCAACAAAAACUACAACAGUCAAGACGAUAUCUUCCACAAAAACUUCGAGAAGACUCGUUACAAUGAGAACCCUGGUGCUGGUGCGUCACGUCGGACGCAAGAUAUCACUGGUAGUAGUACACUUACAGCAACACCGAAUGCGCAGCAGACACCAAGUGCUUCCCAAGGUGAUCGCAGCUUAGACAUGCAUCCUUUGUUAGCGGCUAGAUGCUCCGAGGACCUCAAAAGACGAUGCUCCUUUUGGUUAUGCUAGAAGGUGUGACACAGUUCCUUUAAAAUCGUAUCCGGCGUUUUUGUAGAUCAUGGCGCUCUUGUUUAUAGGCUAUUGCCCUGCUGUGCAGUUGUAGUUGUAGAACGUUGUAUGCUUGUACACCAAAUUGAGAGGAAUUUUUGUUCAACACGAGAUAUUCUUGCUUCUAACAGAAAGUAACAAGUUGCAGUGUUUGCAGAUGAUGAUGAACCGGGAUGUACGGGCUCAGGCGGCGGAAUUUCACGCGAUCAAGAUGUUAAGGCUACCGCUGGAGCAUCCUCAGCAUGAUCAUCCCUGGCUGCUGUUCUACUUGAAAAAGAAGCCCUCAUCCAACAUUUAUUAGUUAUGAAUAAGUGACACUUACGCGAUCCCGAUAUUAGCUCUAAAGAUGGGAAAUUCGACUUCACCUAACCUAGGAUGGUUUUCCAAAAGCCAAAUGCGGACGAGUGGACAAUCUUCGGCUUUGAGUACAAACCAAACGAGAAACUUGUGGGACGGGUUUAUGACAAUUUUCAGUGCUGCACGACACGGCUCGAACAACGAAGUUGAUAUAUUCACUCCGAAAAAGACUUGGAUGUCCCCACAUCGUGGAGGUCGGAGCCUUGCUGAAACAUCUCCGGUAUCAACGACUGCGGCUCAUGCAGGUGACGAUGAGGGGAGUGUAGCGUCUAAGGAAGGUCGGGCAACGUCUCUGGCUUACAAGCCCAAGCGCGGAUUCAAACCACAGUUUGAGAUGAUGCUAUGGCUGUGCCAGAUCUAAAUAUUUGAUGGACAAAGUCGAAAUCCUUUUGGAAAAUUCGAGAGAUCUUCAACUUCUUCAACCUUGAAGUGAACUAGAGAUACAAGAGAGAAGAUGCCUGUUUUUUUCUCUAAUACCCUUAUCCGACGCUUGCAGAGCUCAAGUGCGUACCACCUUGCGAUCGCAGCUGGCUGAUGUCCGGCUGAACCCAGAGAUCGGUACCAAGUGUAAGGGUGACAUCGACAUCCUGUGCAGUGCAGCAUUUAAACAAACCGAGGCUUCGAACCUGGCAAGUUACGGUUUUCUAGAUAGAAGAAUAGACGCAGGUUCUUUUGUAAAUUUUUUGAGAGAAUAUCAAGUAGGUCAUGGCGACGUCACAACAAGUUCAUUCCGUCGUGCACAUUAACAACAGUCUUCUUGUAGCAGUUUGCGGUGUACAGUAGUAACUAACGAUCAAGAGGAACAAGAGCAGAGUAACAAGAGCAGAGUAACAAUUGGAGACUCUACAUGAACAUGAAGAUGAACCAUUCACAACAAAUUUCAAUCGCAUUUUCACUCAUCGACCUCUUCGUCUUCCUCCCCCUCUUACCUUCUCUCCCACUGAAGCUUUGCCUUCAUUUUUUAAGCUGGACAGCACUUCAUCUUUUUACCUAGUGCAGUUCUAAUCCACUGGACAAACCAUGCACUGCCUCCGACAGCGAUAUUUCGAGAUACAGUCACAGGAUUGCGUCGACGUUUUCCGAACUGCCAUGGAGACUUUUCAACUAGACUGGGCCAGUGACACGGUCACUAAACAAGCGUGUAAAGCGGAUCGGCAACUCUUCUGCCCUUUCUUGAAAUUAUGGUUGGAGAGUUUCACAUAUAGAGGAUGCAUGUGGACGAGCAAUGCGACUGGUUGGAGAGUUUCACAUGAGUAUAGAGUUUUUGGCAAGAUGGAUAGUGCUUCUAGCUGGUGCAAUUCUUGUCCGGGAGGAAAGAAUCAUGAACCAUAUAAUGGAGAAGCUCUCUCACGAACCAGGGAUCAUCCUCACCUCAAGGGUAUUCAUUAACGGCGAAGGUUUAGGUCCAGCGACGCUCAAAGCACUAAAUAUUAAAACAGCCGGUUAGUUUUUACCUCUACAAUUCUAGGCUUACCCCGUGCAACAAUACCUCUACAAACUUCGGCUUAUCCCGUGCAACAAUAUAGUCAGCAUUUACAACAUCUUCACACUCUAAUCCGUCCUUUCCUGGUACAUCAGUGUCUACAAGAGCAUAUUGAUGAAUUGGGCGUGGAAUGCCAGAAGCAAGAGUUCAUGGUCUCGACAGUAGCCCAAAUCGAUCCAAAGAGUUUCAACCCGUAUUUGUCGAGGAUGUGCCUCUUGGAUAUGGACCGUUUCUGUCCGGAUGAUGGUACUUAUACUUAUUUGAUUUUCUAUCUUGAUCUUGUAGUAGAAUUAGACUUCUAGCUCUUUGUCACAUCUAGCAGCUACUGAAAGGAACGGGGUGGAGGUAGAAAAAAGUAGUGGAUCAUAAAGAGACCGCAUGGCUAUACGUGUGAUUGUGAUUGAUAAAGCGAAGCAUACUUGAGUUUCACGUUUCUUCAUGUCCCCUCUAUUAGACCAAUGGGAUAAAAAAAGAAAACUAUCUUAUAAAAACCUGGCAAAACCACAUGAAUCCGCAACACCCUACUCAGGUACAAACGACCGAUCCCUCACCUGCUUGCGCAAGGUCCCACCGACUAGUCUUCACACUUCUUGCUCUGUAGCAAUGCGAAAUAAUGAACUGAGGACAGGACAAGACUACAGACUGAAAUUCGGCGUAACUAAUGCUUGCGAUCACGAGAUGCACAAGUAUUGCAAAACGGAAGUUGCAUUAGCUAAGCCCGAAGGGAAAGUGCUGCAAUGCCUGAUACAGAACAAGGACACGAUUUAUGAUGAAAGAAUUCCUGCAAUUGUUCUCGUCUGACUUUAUAUAUACAACUGCAGCUGUGGAUUUCGUUGGUGGUAAUUACGAAAUAUCUAGAAUAUUUUUACUCAUUCGGAUACUUUUACUUUCGUAAAAAUAUACCAGCACGACCUGGCGACAUAUUGUUCCUGUCUCGAAAAAGUUAAAGUAUCGAUAAAUGAAUUCAUCAUGAUGAUUUUGCCAGGUUGUUAAUGGUACUGUAGCUUUCCCUCCAGGUACUUGCGCUUACCUGUUUUCAUUCUUAUCUGGUAGGUGGCUUAUCAUGUAAUAUGUCUCUAACCCGACCAAACGCAAGCCCGGCAACAAGGAGGCGCCUUGGACGGGAAUAUCAAAUGUGCGGAAGAGGUGGUUGCUUUAGCCACCCAGAUGGCUAGGAAUGUUGGCGCCGGUCGUGUGAUCAAGCUGGCCUGUGCAGAGGACAUCAAGCAGAAGUGUGCGACUAUUACACCAGGCAGUGGAGCAAUACACGACUGCCUUGUUGACAAUCUAUCGUCCCUAAGCGAGGAGUGUGCCAAAGAGGAGAUGGCGUUGCAAUCGGCGUUGGCAGGAAGACUAGCAGGGCAUCCGACACUACAAAGCUGCUGUGAGAGCGACGCGCAGAAACUCUGUUCGGUGCCGGAUGAAGAUUAAGACGAGCAAGGACAUAACCAUAAAAUAAUGUAGGUGCUGGUCUGGAAGAAAGAGAAACCUCCACUCGCAAGUGAAAAUUUUUCGAUCUGUCGAUGUAGUAUAAAUUUUACUAAUUAUUUACAACGUAUACGUAUCGAAAAAGGAUCAGUCUUACCUUCAAGCGUUACCACUGCAACCAGAAUUGCUCUCCUCGUCCUCUCAUGAGCAAGACACUUCAAAUCUUCUUCAUCAAAUGUAAGCUAUAAAGUAGUCAACACUCGUACAUCAAGGGGAACAACUUAUAACCAUUAUCUAAGCUAAAGGUAAAAGAAUCGCGUGCCUGGUCAAGAAACGCAAAGAAGCUAGCUGGCGGUGUCGUCAAUGCUUACAACGCCACGUAAAGAGACAAAACAGAGACUUCAGAUUGAAUCCGGUACUGAAAAAGGAAUGCGCACCAGAUAUCAAGGAGCACUGUAAGAAAGCUGAAGCAGAUCAGAAGCUCUUACCAGGAACUGGCCAAGUCAUCCAGUGUCUCAUUGACAAAAGGGAAACGAUAGGUACUUUUUUGUGUCUGAUUGACAAAAGGGAAACGAUAGGUACUUUUUUUUGAUCGAUUCCUCUAUAGUAUCGUGGCAAUGAUUGUUUGGUGUUUAGACCACAAGUAUUUCAUUUUUUCGCCAAGAUGAGAGACACAGAUGUCAACAUAUUGUGGUCUCGAUUACACCUCUCAAAUCCAAACUAACACUCUCACUACGACACUCUGUUGCAAGCAAAAAGUUCUCCGCUCCAAACACUCUCAGCAAAAUCCUCUCCCGGAUGCUUCAAAGCUGUCCAGAUGAAGAUUCGCCAGCGUGCGGAUGAUUACCGAGUCGCCCCCUUCUUCCACACCAGCUGCGAGGAAGACGUCCUACGGUUUUGCAAAGACGUAAAGCCUGGUAGCGGUCGCGUGCACACGUGCUUACAUUAUGAGACGGGUUCUGGUGUAGUUUGAUAAAGUGAUUGUUUUGAUGCUUUCAGCGUGUACAUGUUCUUGUCUAUGCCUCUGAAAAGACAACGAGGUCUUGUUUCUUGCUUACCACUGCUUAAAAAUUACGAUCAACAUGGCAUCACGAACAGGGAAACCUAGUUGUACAACUCAAAACUUACUCACUGAUAACUCUAGGACUGAAGACCAACCACGCGGAGUAUCCUCUACUUUCUCUAACUCCAGAAGAAUUUCAGCCUAUUGACUCCACAGUGCAAGGCUUUGGAAUUCCGCAGCCAAAUUGAGACGGAUCCCGGCAACGACCCACAAAUCCGAUUGUACUGUAAGAGUGCCUUUGAGAAACCUGGGUCGAAGUGCUUCCUUUCAAGCAAGGAGAACCGACUCUACCAAUGCUUAGAUCGAAUUCGCGAAGACACGGAGGUUAUCAAUAUUAUGACCCUCGACGACGUGGUUCUCCCUUCAUGACAAAUAAACCGGGUAAGUAGUAGCACAACUAUAAUGUGUAAUCAAAAUCAAUGUACUAUAGAGAUACCGAGAUUGUUAUAGUAGGAAGUUUCUAUUUCUUCUUCAAGCUGUGAAAGUGAAAGAAGGAAAAGAAACUUCAAACAUGUACUUUUAGUUGACUUUAGUCGUUAUAUAUUAGAGUAGUUUAUAGAACGGAUGUAGGAUGGACUUGGAUGGAUCGGAUGGACCCCCCUGAUUCUUCCGAUCCUACUUGAAAUGGUGGAAAGUCCAUCCGAUCCAUCCACCGAUCCAUCCCAUCCCGGGUCUGGCACCCCUAUAAAUUGCUCUAGUAUAAUAUAAUUCCUAAAUUUCUAAUUCCCAAGAUUGCCUUCAGGCGAUUCAGAGGUUGGGUGCAAAGCGCGGAAGGUCGAUGUAUUUCAAUAGACAAGUUUUGAACCGGUGUCAGGCAGAUUUAGCACAUUUCGUAAGCAGCGGAAAGUGCGAGGGAGGAACCCUACCGCUGAGCCCGCUAGAACAAAAAGCUCCACCUCUAGUACGGUCUCUAGAUGGUAGUAGGUCCUCUGUGGACGAUGACCAGGCUCUGCUAGAACAAGACCAGUCUCUGGGCUACCACGACAAAGAAGGGGACGAAGUUGACGAGGAUAUAGCGCUUAGGUUGACUUUUGGGGAUGAUGAAGUUAUGGAUUUCAUGAUGUUGAAGAUGACAACCACAGGCUGUUUUUUGUUUGGGAAAAGCUACUUAAUAGAAGAUAUGUUGAGUUCUACAGUAAAAUGGAUGUGAGGGAGGUCAUCUUGUCAACACCAAACCACUCGCGUAGACACAGACUGCUGCUAUUUCCCCAAUCUUGAUGUGCAACUUCAAACGAAUUUCUGAUUGAUAGCUCUAACAGCCUCCUCCACAAGCGCAUUAGAAGCAGAAGCAUCCAAGCAACCGGUCCAACAGCGCCAAUCAAUCCAGCGAGGUCGUCUACAUCACCGACCCAAGCUGCGGAAGUAAGGACCGCUGCGUUGCAGAAAUUGGGUGGCACUUCUCCAAUAGUGACUAAGGUUGGCAAGACCUUUCAGGUUGACCUUUCCGCUGAUGUCUCCGGUCAAAGAAUGAGAUGUCUUUUAUGAAUGGUGUCCUUCUUCCAUAUGGCUAGAAGUCAAAGAAUGAGAUGUCUUUUGUGAAUGGUGUCCUUCUUCUAUAUGGCUAGUAGAAGACCUGGGUGAUUUCCGCUCGAAUCGAGCUAUCGCGGCGCCCCUUGAUUUAAAGGGAAAGCGCGAUAGAUCAGGACGCGACAGUACGAGAUCCAGGAAAUUUUAGCAUUCGCCUUCAUCACACUGAAUUGAAUGUCUACAACGGAGGUGAACCGUUCGUGUACUUAUUGUACCAUUUAAUAUGGUAAUCACUCUCUAGCGUGUUGCCCUUCAAAGAAAAUAUGGUAAUCACUUUGUUGUUCGGCGUUGUUUUCGUAGUCGUAUCACUACCAUUCACCUCCACUCUCUAACCCUCGUUGA
This is a messenger RNA of Amoebophrya sp. A25, 7862 nucleotides long. Lineage: Eukaryota; Dinophyceae; Syndiniales; Amoebophryaceae. The record is from the annotation of a GenBank genome assembly.